CCUCAUCAGUGUUUUUAGCGAAAUGAAGUCGUUUGUGUGGCACCCUGAGAUCCGGAGCUGAUGGCCAACUACAGUAUGCGGUUUACUGGGAGCAUAUAUGAUCAUUUCUGAUCUGAAGCACACUCAGCCAUAGUUUGCUCCAGAUAUGGUAUCGCUGACCAUUUUUUCUGCCUCUGGAUCUUUGUCAAACCUCCUGAAUUUUUACACUUGAGCAGGACCGAGUGGGUUUUGGCACAUUAGUAUGCGUGCUCGAGGCGCAACAUGUCUUUGUGCAUGAGUGCUGGGCAGUUAUAACUGAUCUGGGGAAAAAUAAGGGGAAACUCCCCCUCUGAAGACUUCUGAACAAUGACCGGACCAAGCGCCAGCAGCAGCGGCUCAACGUCCAAGAUCAGCAGACACGGUCGGUCCAAGAGCACCAGUACUCACUGUCACAAUAACGUUACCGGUCCGGCUGCUGAAUCCUCCUCAUCCACUGCCGCGAACAACACCGGUAGAUCCUCCGGUGAGGAAGACGAGAAAGACGGCGGUGUCCCGUUUUUCGUGAACAGGACGGGCUUUCCCAUAGACACCGUCACCUGGGAGAGAAUGUGGUCACACGUCACUAGAGUUCAUCCUGAUGGAAAGGACAUGGUGGAUAGAAUAAGAAAUUCAACACACAUCCCUAAACAUUCCGUGCCAUCGGUUCCAAACUUUAAGCCAUCAAUGUCUGUGCCUGAUUGGCUCCAUGCCGUCCAGAACUACAUGAGAAACUUGCAAUACAACCAUACGGGAACGCAGUUCUUUGAGGUUAAGAAAACCAGACCUCUGAGUGGGUUGAUGGAGACUGCCAGAGAGAUGAUACGAGAAUCACUUCCCAUCAAAUGCCUUGAAGCAGUUAUCCUUGGAAUCUACCUAACCAACGGUCUGACCUCCGUGGAACGGUUCCCCAUCAGUUUUAAGACCCAGUUCUCUGGCCACCACUUCCAUCACGUGGUGCUGGGCGUUUACUGUAAUGGCCGAUAUGGCACCCUGGGUAUGAGUCGACGUGCUGACCUCAUGGACCGAUCUCUGAGCUUCCGUACUCUCAGCGAGUUGGUGUUCGACUUUGAGGACUCAUACCGCCGCUACCAGCACACCAUGAAGAAGAUCAAAAUUGGCCUGUACGUGCCCCACAAUCCGCACGUUUUCCAGCCUAUUGAGUGGAACUAUCUGGUGAUCAAUGCCUGCAAGCAGGGCUGUGAAGACAUGCGCAAAGAGCUGGAGAAGCAUGGCCGUGACAUGAGGAUGAAGAUCCUCAAGUCAUCCAGUGCUCAGUCUCCAAUCAAAGAACGAACCCGAGGCAAGUCUCUAUCACCGCGCCGCCGAGCAGGCAGCAGUCCCCAAAGACGCCAACAUGUCCACAGAAGAGACAAAUCGCCAGCAGCACUGGACAGAAAGCCAGCAGAGCUCAGCACCCUCAGUGAUGGCUACCAGAUCCGCAUCUAAGACAGCUUUAUCCUUCACACGUCCUCCCUCAGUCAGAUCCACACAAGAUGUUUUUAAACACUAUUUAAUGCACAUUGUAAAAUGUACAGCAUAUUGAACAUAUUUAUAGUUGUACUUUCAUGUCACUUCUUAAAAUCAAAAGCAAAAGUUAAAAGUGAUUUUUAAAAAAAAAUGUUUUUAACAGAAUAUGAUGUUCCUUUUCCAGCCAUAACAUUUUUUUUAAUAGUGGAACUUUUAAGAGUGAAGGAUAUCAACUUUGCUUUAAAAUAGUUUUUACUCUAGUAAUUGUCAAGCAUUUUAGAAGCCAAAAAAAGUUGUGAACUGACUGGAAUAUUCAGGCAGAUAUGGAAAAUGCGGGGAAAAGGCUCUAUUUUUGGACAGAAUCUCUUCAAGCAGUGAGAGCUGGAGUGUGAAUGGAUUGUGCUUGGCAGAGAGAUGUUAACCUCAGUGCCUCGUGCUGUGCUGCUGGUAGUUUUAGAGGCUGACUGGCCUGAAGGAGAGAAAACGUACACUUUUUCGCCAGAGGUGCAAGGACACAAGGGACCUAAGCUUCAGAGAGCUACUCAUUCUGCCCACAAGAACUGUAUUCAAUCCACUUUACUUCUUUUUUUGUUACCUGCAUACAUAUCCUGUGAAAGGCAAGGAAUGGACAUGAUUUAUUGAUUAAGGUUUGACGUCAACUUACAUUGAAGGCUUUGUACUGUUUUUAUUGGAGAUUGAGCAUCUCUGUCCUAAAAGGACAUGGUGAUGGGAGGGGGGCGACCUUGAAUUCUCCUGAGAAACUAAAGUUUUGCGAGGGAAUGCAAUAGCAAAUAUCAUUUUUUUC
Messenger RNA from Carassius carassius (crucian carp), 2290 nucleotides. Its product is annotated as tubulinyl-Tyr carboxypeptidase 2-like. Lineage: Eukaryota; Metazoa; Chordata; Actinopteri; Cypriniformes; Cyprinidae. Gene Ontology annotation, biological process: regulation of angiogenesis. The transcript is spliced from 7 exons. The coding region runs from base 346 to 1464 and encodes 372 amino acids. Gene Ontology annotation, cellular component: cytoplasm. The record is from RefSeq and is a predicted model, not a curated record.